Molecule: messenger RNA, 2337 nt
Organism: Klebsormidium nitens
Lineage: Eukaryota; Viridiplantae; Streptophyta; Klebsormidiophyceae; Klebsormidiales; Klebsormidiaceae
Source: the annotation of a GenBank genome assembly
AUGUCUUGGGUUUUGUCUGAUAUGUGCAGGCCAGAUGGAACUCUCCACAAUGCUUCCCAGGAAGCAGUCUAUCAGUCUGCGGCUUUUGAGACCGUGGAAAGGUUCCUGGAAGGGUAUAACGGUUCGAUCCUGGCCUACGGCCAGACUGGAAGCGGCAAGACUUAUACGAUGUCCUCCGGUGAUCGCUCGUACUCUAACCGGGGGAUCAUCCCGAGGGCCAUAUCGCACAUCUUCAGAGCAGUACGGAACAAGCAACAGGCUCUGGCGACCCUUCGCGUCUCCUACUUUGAGAUCUACAACGAGCAAAUCUCGGACCUGCUCGGUAACGCACCCGCUGCUGACCUGGCAAUCUCGGAGAACGCCAAGGGACACGUGUCCGUCAAAGGCUUGACUGCUAUUCCUGUCGCAACCGAAGAAGACGCGCUGAGCCUGCUGUUCGAGGGCGAGACCAACCGGGCAAUCGCGGAGCACCAGCUGAACCGCAGCAGCAGCCGGUCGCACGCCGUCUUUUCGAUGUCGAUGGACCUGCGCGCCGGGGACGAGUCGAGCAGCAUCACGACGUCGAAGCUGAACCUGGUCGACCUGGCGGGGUCCGAGCGCCUCUCCAAAACCAAGUCGACCGGGGGUAUCGCCAAGGAGGCCACGUACAUCAACCGGUCACUUUCCUUCCUGGAGCAAGUGACCGGGGCGCUCGCGGAAAAAGGGCGCGACCACGUGCCCUACCGGAGCUCCAAGCUGACGCACGUGCUCAAAGACUGCCUGGGCGGGAACUGUCAGACCGUAAUGAUUGCCACUGUGUGGGGGGAGGCGGUUCAUCUGAGAGAGACGGUCUCGACGCUCAAGUUUGCCGCGCGGAUGGCGCGGGUGUCCAACGAAGUGUCCGUGAAUGUCCGGCAGGAUCCUGAGAGUCUCUUGAAGCGGUGCGAGGCCGAAGUGCGCGAGCUGCGCCAGGCGUUACUUUUGCGGUCGGGUGACGCCCCCUCGUCAGGUUGUGAAGCUCUGUCCCCCGGGCAGAGGGCGGCCGUGCGCGAGCACGUGCGCGCGUUUCUCGCGGGCGCGGCCGCGGAGCCGCCGGAGAUCACGAGCACGGCGCACCUGAGGGAGGUCCUUCUGCAGUGCCGGGUUAUGUACCAAGACGCAUAUAGCGCUCCGCCAACCGCGACUCUCUCUGCACGCACGGCCUCCUCUCCACCCAAUUCGUCCAAAACCUUCGACACACCAACUGCCGCUGUAAAAGCAACCCGCACUCCGCCAGAAACGUCAGGAAAGUCCGGGGUGUCAAUGUCUCGGCCACCGUCCAAGCCAGAAACGGCGACAGAGAAGACCGGGGCACCGCUUCUCAGGUCGCCCUUCCACCCGAUGCCUGCGAACAUUGUUCCAGUGGGAGACGAGGACUGCUCGGAUGCGGGGCUAGGGGUUGGGGUCGCGCCCGAAGACGCGCGGCCGCGCGAGGAUGGGGAGGGUUUAGCGGUUCCGGGCGCGGAAGCGUGCGCCGCAGAACGGAUGGGAGCUGGGGAGGAUAGAAGCGCUGCGUUUGAGACGUACAAGACGGGCGUGGGCGCAGCCCUACAGCGCGUGCUCGCGGAGAACAAGGGCGCUUUGCGUGAGCGCAAGGGCGCGGCCAAGGAUUUAGCGGCCAAAGUGAAUGAGUGCAAAAAGUGGAUCGACGAUCUGCGGGGGGAGGUGGAGGCGGUGAAUAACAAGAGGGGGGGGGUGAAUGAGGGGGAGAACGAGCCCCUGGUUCUGGAUGAAGAGGAGUUCCGGAGGGUAGUCGAGUUGAAAGAGCUGAAGAAGCAGUACCGUGCUCUCUUCGAGGAGCUCCAGUCCGCACGCGCGGAGGUGGCGUGCGCCCAGAAGCUAGUCGAGCGGAGCACGCAAGACCUGCUCUUGGGAUUUGAAGGGUGGUAUGCGGAAGAAGCGCCCGGUGCUAUGCCGCUCUUGGCGACCGCGACCGCGGCCGCGCGGUCGAACUUUGCCAACGCCCAAAAAGGCGAAGCCUAUUCUUGCACUGUGUCACCCGAGAGCAGCGGUUCUGGGACGGACAGCCAAGCAAGCGGAAGCGGAAGAAAGAGCAGUGACGUUGGGUCCGGGACACGGACAGCAGGAAGAAAGAGCAGUCAUUCUGGUACGGACAGCAACGGAAGCGGAAGGAAAGCAAGCAGCAGCAGCGCGAGCGAUGCGUCGGACCCGGACGAGGCCGCGUUUUUGCAUCUGCAAGAUCGGACGGCGGGGAAGCGGAGGAGCAGCCGAGUGUCCCCCGAUCGACGGAUCUCGUUUGGAAGUAAAGUGAGCGUGCCAGCGAGGUCAGGACCGCUGAUGGGCAGCAGUCAAUCGUAG